AUGGAUCCGCCUCGACGACCUAUACGCAUCGGCAAUUGCUCUGGCGCCAUCAACGACGGCAUUGAUCAGAUAUACCGCCUGGCCAAGUACGGCAAUGUAGACGCCAUCACUGCCGACUACCUCGCAGAGUUCAAUAUCGCCUGGAAGGCAAUCGAGCUCCAGACCCAACCAGAGCUGGGAUACGAGCCAAACUUCAUCGAGCAACUCGCCUGGCACAACGGCGACGCAGCGCGCCUCGUCGCCGAGAAAGGCAUCAAAAUCGUCCACGAUGGCGGAGCCCUGAACCCCCGGGGCCUCGCCAACAAGACGCACGCAUACGUUGAGAGCCUUGGCAUCCGCGACGUCAAGAUCGCCUGGGUAAGCGGCGACAACGUGACCGAUGCCGUAAAACGCGGCGCGUUCGGGCGAGUCAUGCAUCUCGACCAGCCCGGCGUCGAGUUUGAUCCGCACUCGCAGGGUGACGAUCUCCUCGCGGCCAACGCCUAUACGGGCAUGGCUGGCAUCGUGCGUGCGUUGGAGCUCGGCGCCGACAUCGUCAUCUGCGGGAGAUGCACCGAUGCAAGUCCCGUAAUGGGGCUUGCGACGUGGUGGCAUGGGUGGAAGACGACGGAGUACGAUGUGCUUGCUGCGAGUCUGAUGGCCGGUCACUUGAUCGAGUGCGGACCGUAUGUGACGGGAGGGAACUACUGCGGUCAACGUGAGGUGCCAGAUCUCCAUCAUGCAGGGUUCCCGAUUGCGGAGAUCGGAGCCGAUGGCGGCGCUGUCAUCACGAAGCCGGAGGGUUCCAAUGGGCUGGUGUCUGUUGAUACUUGUAAGGCGCAACUGCUUUAUGAGAUACAGGGCGUCUACUAUCUCAAUCCGGAUGUUGUAGCCAAUAUUGAGAAGGCAACCUUCACACAGCUUGGUAAAGGUCGCGUUCGACUAUCGGGUGUGAGGGGUUUGCCGCCACCGUCUACGACCAAGCUGUCCAUCUGCUUGAUGGGAGGGUACCAGGCCGAGAUAUCGGCGUAUGCGACUGGCCUAGACACCGACUUCAAGUUCGAGGUGCUUAAGAGCCAGGUGUUGGGCCAAAUCAACCAGUCCGAUUUUACGACUUUGAGCAUAGAGAAGUACGGUUCAUCAGUGGCAGAUCCGCGGUCACAAAAGCUAUGUACGACGCAAUUCCGCAUGUUUGCACAGUCUCGGACCAAGGCAGCGUUUGAGCAGUUCAAGAAGGCAAUCUUCUAUAAUGGCUUACAAGGCUAUUGUGGUCUUCAUCUAGGUAUGGACUGGAGGACUAUGGAACCGAGGCCGUACGUCAGGUACUUCCCGGCCCUGAUACCACAGUCCCGGAUUCCCCUGUUCGUGAGUUUCAUUGGUGGUGAGAAACAGCAUACCAUCGAGGCACGUCAAGAUGGCGGCACACCCCCUCGCCAGCCCGAUUACGAUGCCACAGUGCCGUUGUCGAAAGUCCAGCUGUCCAGGACAGUGAGGAGACCUCUGGGGGAUCUCGUCUUUGCGCGGAGCGGCGACAAGGGAGGCAACGCCAACGUGGGCUUCUGGGUACGCAACGCUUUAGCGUGGCCAUGGCUGCAGGCUUUCAUGACAAGACGGAGGCUCAUUGAGCUGCUAGGAGAUGACUGGCAAGCUCGUUACGUGGUGGAAAGGUGCGAGUUCCCAGGGCUCUGGGCGGUUCAUUUUGUGAUCAAGGGGAUCUUACAGGAGGGCGUUAGCAGCAGCAGCGUGCUCGAUGGGUUUGCGAAAAGCCUCGGGGAGUUUCUACGUGCCAGAGUUGUUGGCCUGCCGGUUGACUUGGUCAAGGUUGAGGAUGACCGCCGGCCACACAGAUUUGAAAGCCGUGCCCGAUCAUCAAGACUGCGGAGUACCUCGGUCAAGGUUCAAGCGCCUGAGAGCGCCAUUUCGGCAGUGCGACAGCGUGAAAUAAGACUACACGCGAUGGCUCCGAACGAUAGGCCGGUAAAGAACGCAUCUGGCCUCUACGACAAUGUUGAUUUCCGCAAAGCCGCCGGCUACGAACAUGCCCCCAUCAAGUGCGCCUACAACCGCCGUGAUGUGCUACUCUUCGCGAAUGCCAUCGGCUGUCAGAAGGAAGAGUUACAUUUCCUCUACGAAUUGCACCCAAACUUUGCCGCCUUCCCCACGUUCCCAAUCAAUCUCGCCUUCAAGCAGACGGACCAAGAUGUCUUUGAUUUUAUUGCCCGUACCGUGACCGGCCACGUCCCGGGCUGUCCGCCAUUCGACGCCCAGCGUUCCGUAGACGGAGAGAGAGGCAUUGAGAUCCUCCGCCCCAUCUCCGUGUCUUCGGAUGGACUUGACUUGGAGGUUCGAAGCAAGGUCAUCGGAGUCUAUGACAAGGGCGGCGCAAUGAUUCUUGAAGCAGAACAGCUGCUGGUCGACAAGAAGACCAACACAGCUUACACCAAAAUGACAUCCACCGCCUUCGGCAUAGGACAAGGCGGCUACAACGGGCCCCGGGGCCCAACAAAGCCGGCCGUGAAAGCACCGGAUCGCGCCCCGGACGCCGUGCACAUCAUCGAGACCACCCCGGAGGCAGCUCUUCUUUAUCGCCUCUGCGGCGACUACAACCCGCUUCACGCAGACGAGGCAUUUGGGCAGCGCGCCGGGUUCAAGGGGUCUAUCCUCCAAGGGCUGGGCACCUGGAACAUGGCUGCACACGGUUUGCUACAGAAGUUAGGCGGCGGCGACCCAAGUCGUUUUAGAGCGUACGGGGCCAGGUUCAAGAGCGUCGUUUAUCCCGGAGACACCCUCGAGACGCGCAUGUGGGUUGUCAAAAGCGGAGGCGGGGUGGACGAUGUUGUCUUUGAGACGAUCGUGAAGGAUGAUGGACGAGUUGCUCUGUCCAAUGGCUACGCCAAGAUUUUGCAAGCGAAACCAAAGAUGUGA
Molecule: messenger RNA, 2904 nt
Organism: Colletotrichum lupini
Lineage: Eukaryota; Fungi; Ascomycota; Sordariomycetes; Glomerellales; Glomerellaceae
Exons: 6
Coding region: 1-2904 (967 amino acids)
Source: RefSeq, a predicted model, not a curated record